AGGUAUAUUGCAUUCUAUUUCUAGGGUUUUCUGGGUUCUAAAAUGUCGUCAUUGUUAGUUUCAGCUCUUACUUGCGUAUGGGUUUUGAUUUGUUCACAUGGGGUACUUGGGUAUGUGAAAUAUAAUACUGGAGGGGUCAUUGUUGAUGGGAAAUUGAAUGUUCAUUUGGUUCCCCAUUCUCAUGAUGAUGUGGGCUGGUUGAAGACUAUUGAUCAGUACUAUGUUGGAUCAAAUAACAGCAUACAGGGUGCUUGUGUUGAGAAUGUGCUGGACUCGGUUGUUGUGGCGUUGCACAGGGAUCCGAAUAGGAAGUUCGUGUUUGCUGAAAUGGCGUUCUUCCAAAGAUGGUGGGAAGAACAAAGUGUGGAAGUACAAGAAGAAGUUAGAAAGCUUGUUGAUGGUGGUCAAUUAGAAUUUGUAAAUGGUGGCUGGUGUAUGCAUGAUGAAGCUGCUACCCAUUACAUAGACAUGAUUGACCAAACUACCCUUGGUCACCACGCAUUAAAAACCCAAUUCAAUACAACACCUCGUGCUGGAUGGCAAAUUGAUCCGUUCGGGCACUCAGCUGUUCAAGCUUACCUACUUGGGGCUGAGCUUGGCUUCGAUUCUGUGCAUUUUGCGAGGAUAGACUAUCAGGACAGAGCAAAGCGCAAGGUAGAUAAAUCUCUUGAAGUCAUAUGGCGUGGAUCCAAAACUUUUGGUUCCUCCUCUCAGAUUUUCACUAACGCAUUUCCUGUACAUUAUAGUCCUCCAAGUGGGUUCCGUUUUGAAGUGUCUGAUAGUGAUUCUAUUCCCGUCCAGGAUAAUCCUCUGCUAUUUGACUACAAUGUUGAGCAGCGAGUUAAUGAUUUUAUUACUGCUGCAAUCACACAAGCAAAUGUGACAAGGACAAAUCAUAUCAUGUGGACAAUGGGAGAUGACUUCCAAUAUCAAUAUGCCGAGACUUGGUUCAAACAAAUGGAUAAACUAAUUCACUAUGUUAACAAGGAUGGUCGCAUAAAUGCCUUGUAUUCUACCCCAUCUAUGUAUACAGAUGCAAAAAAUGCGGCAAAUGAAACAUGGCCACUGAAAACUCAUGACUAUUUUCCAUAUGCAGACCGUACAAACGCUUACUGGACUGGAUACUUUACUAGUCGUCCUGCCUUCAAGGGAUACAUUCGUAUGCUGAGUGGAUAUUAUUUGGCUGCACGCCAACUAGAAUACAUGGCUGGAAGGCGAUCUUCUGGUCCCAAUACUCACAGUUUGGGAGAUGCUUUAGGAAUUGCUCAGCACCAUGAUGCUCUCACUGGCACUGCUAAACAACAUACAACAAAUGACUACGGAAAACGCUUGGCAAUUGGAGCUUCUGAGGCAGAAGCUGUUGUGAAUUCAGCUUUGACAUGCCUAGCUAACUCGACAAUGAAAGGUCCAUGUGCCACACCCUUAUCAACAUUGAGCCAGUGUCAAUUACUUAACAUAAGUUUUUGCCCGCCGACCGAGAAAGAUAUUCCUGAAGGAAAGAGUCUGGUUGUCGUGGCAUACAAUUCUCUUGGAUGGAAUCGCACUGACAUCAUUAGGAUUCCGGUUAAUGACGCCAACCUUGUUGUCCAUGACUCCACGGGUAAUGUGAUCAAUGCACAAUAUGUGGAGUUGGAUAAUGUUACAAGCAACUUAAGAGACUUCUACACCAAGGCCUAUUUGGGAAUUUCACCAGGAAAAGCUCCCAAGUACUGGAUUAUGUUUCAAGUAUCUCUGCCUUCUCUGGGUUGGAACACAUACUUUGUAUCUAAAGCAUCUGGAAAAGGUAAAAGAAAGAAGUCCUACGUCUCUAAUGUUGAACCUCCACAGAACGAUACUAUUGAAAUUGGACCAGGAAACUUGAAGUUGUCCUUUUCUGUUGCAUCUGGGCAGCUUAAAAGGAUGUUUAACUCGAAAACUGGGGUUGAUAUACCAGUGCAACAAAGCUAUCUCUGGUAUGGCUCAAGCCAUGGCAAUAAAGAUGACCAGAGUUCUGGUGCAUACAUUUUCCGACCCAAUGGUGCCCCUCCCACUUUGGUUUCAAGAUCAGUGCCCAUAAAGGUUGUGCAUGGCAGUCUUGUUGAUGAAGUUCAUCAGCAGUUUGACUCGUGGAUCUAUCAGGUGAUUAGACUUUACAGAGAUAAAGAGCAUGCUGAAGUUGAAUUCACAAUUGGCCCAAUACCCACAGAUGAUGGUGUUGGAAAGGAGGUCAUUACACGGAUGGCAGCAAAUAUGGUCACAGAGAAGGUGUUUUAUACUGAUUCAAACGGGAGGGACUUUUUAAAACGGGUUCGGGAUUAUAGAGAGGAUUGGUCUCUUCAAGUUAAUCAACCCGUUGCAGGAAACUAUUAUCCGCUCAAUCUCGGAAUCUUUACAGCAGACAACAAGUCUGAAUUUUCAGUCUUGGUUGAUCGUGCCGUUGGUGGAGCCAGUAUUAACGAUGGACAAGUAGAGAUAAUGCUUCACAGGCGCAUGCUCUUUGACGACAGCAGAGGAGUUGGUGAACCCCUUAAUGAAACAGUGUGUGUUGGUGAAACAAGCUGUGAAGGAUUAACGAUUCGAGGAAAUUAUUAUAUUGGCAUCGACCAGCUAGGUGCUGGAUCCAGAUGGCGCCGAACAACUGGCCAAGAAGUUUACUCACCUCUUCUUUUAGCAUUUACACAUGAGAAACAAGAUGAUUGGACUGCUACUCACUUGUUGAAGGCAACAGCCAUGGAUCCAAACUAUACUCUACCUCCUAAUGUUGCAUUAGUCACUCUUCAGGAGCUGGAUGAUGGAAGUGUGCUUCUUCGCUUGGGACAUCUGUAUGAGGCUGGCGAGGAUGCCGAGUAUUCGACAUUAGCCAAAGUUGAACUGAAGAAGGUUUUUGCUGGAAAAACGAUAAAGGAGGUGAAGGAAAUGAGCUUGUCAGCAAACCAAGAGAAAUCACAGAUGAAGAAGAUGACUUGGAAAGUUGAAGGGGACAACAGUGGGGAGCCUGAAGCUAUUAGAGGUGGCCCCGUCAACGAUUCUGAUCUUGUUGUUGAGCUCGGUCCUAUGGAGAUUCGGACUUUCCUGUUGUACUUUUAAGGAUCUUUUUUUUUAUCAGUUUCACAAAAAGCAUAUUGUCUUACCCAAAGGAUGUGUUCAGUUUCUCGGCCCUAAUAAAGUCCUUGUUUUGGAAACAUGGAAAUUGUACAUUCUCGCCUGUAAUGAAAUCAUGAAUGGAGUUGCCAUGUUUUCUUUAUUA
Molecule: messenger RNA, 3226 nt
Organism: Rhododendron vialii
Lineage: Eukaryota; Viridiplantae; Streptophyta; Magnoliopsida; Ericales; Ericaceae
Product: alpha-mannosidase
Exons: 29
Coding region: 43-3066 (1007 amino acids)
Biological process (GO): mannose metabolic process
Molecular function (GO): alpha-mannosidase activity; carbohydrate binding
Source: RefSeq, a predicted model, not a curated record